AUGAUAAAAGAAAUCAAAGAAUACAGAGACUACAACUUAUUUUACGAAUAUGCAGUCCCUUCUCCGCACCCCACCACCCAGAUUCUUUCUUUGAUUCGCAUGAACUUAGUUUUGGUGCUCAUUUUCAUGAAACUGUCUGGAAGGCUGUGGUCCAAGGCUAUUUUUACUGGCUGUAAGCGGGGUCUCCGGAACCAAAGGGAGCACACAGCUCUCCUUAAAAUUGAAGGUGUUUAUGCCCAAGAUAAAACAGAAUUCUAUUUGGGCAAGAGAUGUGCUUAUGUAUACAAAGCAAAGAACAACACAGUGACUCCUGGCGGCAAACCAAACAAAACUAGAGUGAUCUGGGGAAAGGUAACUUGGGCCUGCAGAAACAGUGACGUGGUUUGUGCCAAAUUCCAAAGCAACCUUCCUGCUAAGUCUGUUGGACACAGAAUCCGAGUGAUGCUGUACCCCUCAAGGAUUUAA
Saimiri boliviensis boliviensis (Bolivian squirrel monkey) is the source of this 465-nucleotide messenger RNA. Lineage: Eukaryota; Metazoa; Chordata; Mammalia; Primates; Cebidae. The record is from RefSeq and is a predicted model, not a curated record.